AACCAAUGGUAAAUUCAUCAGCUCUGAUUCCUUAACGAAUACUCCCUUCAAGCGUGCCAAAACCAAGGAAUGCGUAGAGUAAGGCUGGAUUUCUAUUUCUGGUGGAAUAUCGUGGUCGUAUCUUUACUCUUAAUUUUCUUCUAUCUUUUUCUUUUCUAUCUAUAGAAAAUGUAUUCAUGUGAUGCUUGUGACUAUUCAACACAGUACAAGGGGGAUUUAAAGAAGCAUAUCAUGUUUCAUGAAGGAAUUAAGAAGUAUAUAUGUGAUAACUGUGGUUUUAAAUUUACUACUUCAAGUGAUCUCAAACGCCACAUGAGAACUCAUGAAAAUGUGAAAGAUUUUAUCUGUUCAUUUCGAAGUUGUGGAUUUUCUACGAGUCGAAUAGAAAACCUUGUUAACCAUGAAUCUACACACACUAGUCUAGAAGCAAGGCUUACCCAUCCCUGUCAUCUAUGCACAAAAUACUUCUCUAGUCGAAGUAUUCUGAACAGACACAUGAAAACCUGCUCAAAACCAAUGAACCCCAUUCUCCCUAAAGAAGCUGUGAACACAAAAUGUGAAAUCUGUGAUAAAGUAUUUUCAAAUAUUUACAAAUUACGCCAACACCAGAAAAACCACAGCAAGGAACUAGAUUUUGUUUGUGAAACCUGUGGAAAAUCCUUUGGAACAAAUGAAUCUUUACUGAAACAUAAACCAUUGCACUUGGAUAAAAAGUUUUCUUGUGAUCUCUGUGAAAAAGCAUUUGCUCGAGCUGAUUACUUGUUAAAACACAGAAAAACUCACUUAAAGGUUAAGUCGAGAGAAGAAUUUGGCUGGAGCAGUGCAUCCCAUGAAAUUCAGAUAAAUGCGGAGGGCUGUGAUCUGGGUGACAAGGAGCUAGUAUUUAUUCCUAACUAUUCACAUGAAGUUGUUAUCGCUCAGGUUGAGGAGAACACUGAACAAGAAGAAUCAGAAGACCAAGAAGAACAAAUCUACUAUUUAAUUAUUUAAAUCUUUAACUAAAAAUCUGUAGUCGUAAAAUUUAAUUUCAGAA
Messenger RNA from Eurytemora carolleeae, 1033 nucleotides. Its product is annotated as zinc finger protein 271. The coding region runs from base 169 to 990 and encodes 273 amino acids. Lineage: Eukaryota; Metazoa; Arthropoda; Copepoda; Calanoida; Temoridae. Gene Ontology annotation, molecular function: RNA polymerase II cis-regulatory region sequence-specific DNA binding; DNA-binding transcription factor activity, RNA polymerase II-specific. The transcript has 4 exons. Gene Ontology annotation, biological process: regulation of DNA-templated transcription. The record is from RefSeq and is a predicted model, not a curated record.